Oenanthe melanoleuca is the source of this 2778-nucleotide messenger RNA. It is a transcript of the gene C9H2orf72, whose product is annotated as chromosome 9 C2orf72 homolog. The record is from RefSeq and is a predicted model, not a curated record. The transcript has 3 exons. NCBI's taxonomy places the organism in Eukaryota, Metazoa, Chordata, Aves, Passeriformes, Muscicapidae. The coding region runs from base 24 to 773 and encodes 249 amino acids.
CCGGACAGGGAGCACGGCGGGGGAUGGCGGCGGCCGACCUGCAGGAGCUGCGGGCGCUGGUGGAGCGGGCGGGCGGCCGGCGGGCAGUACUGCUGGUGGCCGAGGUGGCGGAGGGGGCCCCGGCGGCGCCCGCGCUGGCCGCCUUCGCCCGCGACCUCCUGGGCGACGAGGCGCCGCGCGCACCGUGCCCAGGGCCGGGGCCGGUGCCGGUGCAAGGGUGCCGGGAGCGGCGGGCGGCGGACGGCCGGCGGCGGGCGCUGGGAGCGCGGCUGCUGCUGGUGCUGUGCGGCGGCGGGGCGGCGCGGGGCCGCGGGGCGCGCAUCCGCCUGCGGGAGGUGGUGCGGGACGUGCGCGGCCGCCUGCCCGCGGGGCCGCCUCCCGCCGUCGUGGGCGUCCUGCUGCCCGGCGGGGACGGAGAGGACGCGGCAGUGCUGGACACGGCGCUGCGGCGGCACUUCCCGGCGCCCGGCACGGUGCAGGCGGCCCGGUACAGCCCGGGCAGCCCCGGCGAUUGCCGCGCCGCCGCCUGCCGCGCCCUGCGGGCCGCUCUGCAGCACCCCGCAGAAGACAUGAAAGACAGGGAGAGGUGGCGGUUCCCAUCCUUCCUGCAGUGCAUUUCUUGGAACCAGAGGAGCUGGAGAAAAGAUUACGAAGCAAAAGCUGAAAACAACAUCCAUGAAGAUGACCUGCAGGACCCUGAGGAAGAAGUGGCUCUGGCCAGCCUUUCCCCCAAUGGAAACUGCGAAGAAGCUGCUGGAGGCACAGGCACCUAGAUCUGCUGGGCAUCCAACACAGUCCACAUCCCAGACCUGCCCAGUGGAUUUGGAGCAGUGGGAGGAGGAGCUGGUGCAGGCCCUCUCCUCCAAGGACCCUCAGCUCCAGGGAAAAGCUGCUUGGCUGAACUCAUCAGGGUCUUUUGUAGCUGCUGCCAGCCCCUGGGGUCUGUGCCAGAGCCAUUCUCUGCUGUGCCCUGCUGCACUGGGGCACCUGGAGCUGCUUCUGGGCACUGGGCUUCUGAGAAGCCCUUUGGGGAUCUACCUCACAUCCUGGGCAAAAUGAUGAGUGUGAAAUGAAUCCACCUGUUUGAAGCAUGACAAAUAUUUUCUAAUUCUGAGCAAAGUUCACUGCUGAGGUUGCUGGGGCUGGCCUCCUUGGAUACUGAUUCUGCUGCCUUGCUUUAUUGGUGCCUGGAAGUUCCCACCCCACCCCCCAAAAAAAAAACCAAAAACUAAAACCCAAAAACAAAAACAAAAACAAACAAACAAAAAAAACCCAAAAACCCACAAACAAGUAACACAGUGGCUUGGAGACUGCACUGGGACAAAAUAUGAGCUCUAGGAUCUACCAGCUACUGAAAAGGCUUGAGUGUAAUGCUGUAAUGUGAAAAAUGUAGUAACAGCCCAGCUUGAGUGGCAAGAAUAACAUGAAGGAUUAUUGAUAGUACGGACAUCUAGAUCAGAGUGGGGUUUGGGAGCAGGAUCUGUCCUUCUGGCUUGUCCUGGUGCUCAUAGGCUAACUGAGGGAUGCCUGGGCUGGAGGGGUGGCAGGUGGGCACUAAGGUGUGGCUGGUGCUAGAUGGGGAUACAGGAGAGGGCCAUCUUACCUAGGGACAUCUCCAUGGGCAUCAUCAUUGGCCUGCAGCACAAGAUGUGGCUGUUUUAUAAAUAAACAUAAAAAUAUAAAUGUUUUCUAUUUAAGUAGUUCCAAAGGGCUGCCUGUAGCCUGUGGGGCAACACAACUAACUAGAAAUCCUUGGUUUACAGGGAAUAUUUCUCUAAUACUAAGAAUAUCUUUAAAAUUCUUUAUGCAACCUAAAAGAUGUCUUGUUUUAUUUUGAGGACAAGCUUGGGGCUGGCUUUCCUUUAUUAGUUUCCACCAGCUCAGAUCAGAAAUUUCAACCUGCUUACCUCUACUUUGGGUUAGUUGCCAAAGUACAUCCUCUGUGCAUGUCUGUCCUCUCUCUGGCUUCUUUUUCCCCACUGGAAGCAGAAGUGUCUGGAGUCCUGCCAGCUCUAGCCAGCACUCUCCCGCAGCAGUUUGGCUUUGGCAUCCCUCAAGCUCUUCCCAGCAGGGGAUGCUGCUCUGCAAAGAGGGCACUGACCCACCCUCCUUCCAGACUCCAGGAUUUCUGUGUUUAUGACCCCUGGAAGAUACAAAUGUAACAAAGUGACUUGGUGUGCGUGGCUGUAUUAUUGGCCCGAGUUUCAGCAGUGAGCGCUCAAUGCAUCUCGGUGAGAUUAAGGUUCCCUCCUGUUCCAUACCCCUGCACAGCCCAGAUUGCUGUGCAGGUCUGUAUUUCCCAGUAAAGCCCCUGGUUAGGUGGGUCAAGUGGGACUAACCAGUAGGAAUCUUUAUUUUCUUGCAGCAUUUAGCCUUUGCUGCUAAGCAUUCUCCAGUGAAGAGGUGGUCCAAGAGCACAGACUGGCGGUUAAACCUCCCUUAGUGCUGCAAAUCCACUGGAUUUAUUUACUGGUGCUUUUUAGGUAAACCUAAAACUCUUGCAAGUUUGCCCCUGCAAGAGACUGAUGGAAGUGAUAAAUUGCCCAGGCUUUAGGAGGUGUGAGCAAGAAUACAUUUGAAUAAAAGUAUUGUUUUUCUUUAACUGAGGAAUAAAAGAGACUUGAAUUACUUUUUUUUUUUUUCUUUUCUCUUUUCACUUUUUCUGCACUCUUUUCUGUGCACUUGGAGGCAUAACUAACUACAUGUUUAAUUGAUUGAAUAGUUUAAGGGCACUAUUACGUGUUUGUUGAAUAAAGACAAUUAAUUUCCAAAUUGGAA